AUGACAACUACAGUUGGAAGCUAUCUCGCUACAAGGUUCUCACAAGUAGGUAUCGAGAAUCACUUUGUGGUCGCCGGUGAUUACAAUUUGUCUUUAUUGGAUAAGUUACAAGAGCAUCCUGAGCUGGAGGAGGUUAACUGCUGCAACGAAUUGAACUGCUCUUUUGCUGCAGAGGGUUACGCAAGAUCGAAAGGUGUCGCAGCCGUCGUUGUGACAUUUAACGUUGGCGCAUUCUCCGCCUUUAAUGGAAUUGGUAGUUCGUACGCUGAAAACCUCCCAGUCAUCUUGGUGGUGGGAUCCCCAAAUACCAACGAGUCCAUCGACCACAAUCUUAUUCACCAUACCAUUGGUACUCAUAACCUUGAUUACGAGUUUGAAAUGGCCAAAAAAAUCACUUGUGCUGCUGUGCAAAUUAAGCAUGCACAAGAUGCACCAAGAUUGAUCGAUUACGCCAUCAGAAAAUGUUUAACUAGGAAAAAGCCAUGUUACAUUGAGAUUCCCACCAACAUGGCCACGCAGGCUUGCCCCGCACCAGGCCCACUAGAAGGACUGUUAUAUCAAUUACCGAGCGAGCCAAAUACUCUUUCCAAAGCUGUCGAUGCAGCUGCCAAGCUGAUAGAAAGCCGUUCGAAACCUACCAUGUUGGCAGGUUCAAGAUUGAAAUCAGCCGGAGCUGAAGAGUCCUUUUUGACACUAGCUGAAACAUUGGGAUGUGCAGUUGCCGUAAUGCCGGCAGCAAAAUCUCUUUUCCCAGAGGACCAUCCUCAAUACGUCGGUGUUUAUUGGGGAAACGUCAGCACAAAAAAGGCCGAUGCCAUCUUGCAGUGGUCCGAUUUAACGAUUUGUGCUGGUUGCGUUUUCACAGACUACAGCACUGCAGGUUGGACUUCUCCUCAACCUGCAGCUCAUCGGCUCGAAGCAGAUUCUGAUGAGGUCAAGUUUUCAGGUCACUAUUAUGGUCAUAUCAAGCUUGCUGACUUUUUGGAUGCAUUGACCAAGAAAGUUAAGAAAAACGACAAAAGCUUGAUUGAAUACCGUCGUCUGCGUCCACCACCCCCGCUAGUAGAAGCUGCAGAUCCGUCCGCUCCUCUGACAAGGCAAGAAAUGACACGCCAGAUUCAAGGACUCUUUAACUCCAACACCACUUUUUUUGCAGAAACUGGUGACUCUUGGUUUAACGGCAUUCAAAUGGAUCUUCCUAGAGGAGCAAAAUUCGAGGCUGAAAUGCAGUGGGGUCACAUCGGCUGGUCUAUCCCCGCUUGUUUCGGAUACUCAGUUGGUGCACCAGACAGACAGAUAGUAACCAUGGUAGGAGAUGGUUCUUUCCAAGUGACAGUCCAGGAGGUUGCCCAAAUGGUCAGAUUGAAGAAACCAAUUUUGAUUUUCUUGAUCAAUAAUUAUGGCUAUACCAUCGAGGUGGAAAUUCAUGAUGGGCCAUACAACGAUAUCAAAAACUGGAAUUAUGCCGCUCUAAUCGAAGCUUUCAACGCAGAUGAUGGACAUGGGAAGGGAUAUCAGGUGAAAACCGGUGCGGAACUAGCAGAGGCUAUUGAAAAGUCCAAAACUAACAAUAAAGGUCCCACAUUGAUUGAAAUCCAAAUUCAUAGAGAUGACUGCACCACUGAGCUAGUUACUUGGGGUCAAUAUGUGGCACUAGCUAAUGACCGACCUCCCAUCAGCUAA
This is a messenger RNA of Torulaspora globosa, 1683 nucleotides long. Its product is annotated as alpha-keto acid decarboxylase family protein. NCBI's taxonomy places the organism in Eukaryota, Fungi, Ascomycota, Saccharomycetes, Saccharomycetales, Saccharomycetaceae. Gene Ontology annotation, molecular function: magnesium ion binding; carboxy-lyase activity; thiamine pyrophosphate binding. The record is from RefSeq and is a predicted model, not a curated record. The coding region runs from base 1 to 1683 and encodes 560 amino acids. The transcript has a single exon.